UAUGAUAAUAUUUAUGAUUAUUAUAGUUGCCAUUAUAGCGACCAAUUUGUUGAAAGUGAUUCAGAUUAUUCUAUCCUAUGUGAUCAUAAUAAUAUGAUCACCUAUCAGGAGUCAUGUUCUUAUAAACAUUCAUAUCAAAAGUAUAAUAAUAAAAACGCCAAAGAUAUAGACGAUGAAAAUAAUGACACAUGUGAUUCUGCCUCAAAAACCUCAGAGACAAAAAGUGGAUAUAGUUCAUACAAAAAUAAUGUAACAAAUUAUAGAAACAGCCAAGAAAAUAAGAAAAAAUGUAAGAAAAUAUUCUAUAUCUAUUUCAUUGAAGGAAAUGCACAAGAUAUAAUUGAAGAUAUAAAGGAAGAAGAUAAAAACAAAAUAGAUGAAGAUAUUAUAGAUAAAAUUUUAAAUGAAGAAAAGGAAUAUAUAAAUAAAAAAAAACAUGUGACAAAUGAUACAUGUAAUAUAAAUGAUAUUAAUAACUCAGUUGAAGAUUAUAUAUAUAAUUUACACAAUAAAAAUUCUUCUCAAUGUAAUGAUAAAUAUAUAAAUUCUUAUGAAAUGGAAAAGAAUCAGAAAAAAGAAGAAUCAAAAAGUGAUAUAUCGUUAUCUACUUGUUGUAUUCAAAAUGAAGAAGAUAUAAAAAAUGAAAAGCAUGAAAAGAAUAAAAAUUGUGAAUAUGAAGAUGAAAAGAAUAAUAAUUGUGAAUAUGAAGAUGAAAAGAAUAAUAAUUGUGAAUAUGAAGAUGAAAAGAAUAAAAAUUGUGAAUAUGAAGAUGAUAAAAAUAAUAAUUGUGAAUAUGA
Messenger RNA from Plasmodium gaboni, 797 nucleotides. RefSeq lists its product as hypothetical. The record is from RefSeq and is a predicted model, not a curated record. The transcript has a single exon. NCBI's taxonomy places the organism in Eukaryota, Apicomplexa, Aconoidasida, Haemosporida, Plasmodiidae. The annotation marks the transcript as partial.